AGCACGCUGCUCCCGACCUGACAUCCCGACGUCUCCUCCGCCAGGGGCUGUUUCUUCAGGCGGCUCCAUGCACGAUUUCGGCUGAAACCAUGUCUGUUGGUCUGGGGCUGGCGAUCCGCGAUGGCCCCGUGCUGGCCAGGCACUGCCCUGCUCACAACUAAGGCUCCUCGGAAACUUGUGUUCCUCUUCACUUUGUCCUUGUCCGUCACUUACCUUUUCUACAGCCUGCUCAGCUGCUACAGCUCUCUGCAGUUCCCACUGCAGGAAGCGGGGAUCUACCUACAACCGGAGCCCGGGAUCAGCCCGGUGGACGCGAUCAGAACCGCUUCUCUUAAGCCGGACACCAGCAUCAUUAGGGGCUCCCCACCGCCGUCCGCCUCCGGGAGCCCCGACGCUAGAAGUAGCGGCAGCGCAAAAUCCUAUUUGAAGUCCAGGUUUGGCAGCGGAGAUAGUAGGGACUUUACUAUACAAGCUGGCCAGGAACUCGCUUCCAAAGAGCUGCCGAGGGGUGUAAGUGCCUUUGUGUCCUCUUCCAACUCAGCCCCGCCAUUUCGGUACAGCAAGCAGCCAGGCUCCUCCGAUAUCUCUGGUACUACAAGUUUCAGCAGAAUAAGGACCUCGGUCACCCUGUCACAGCCGGAUCUCUUGUCACCUACAGUGAGGACUAGAGUGCCAUUACUCAGGGCUACUCAGAGACCCGGCAGCCCUGACAGUGCUGAUACACUAGGAGUGCGAACUCUUCCUGGGUCUGGUCCAUCCACAUUGCUCGGGUCCAGCUCCCGGGACAGCGCUUACAUUGGCACCACGGCGGAAAGUGUCAGCUCCUCGGACAGCGUACCGGUUAUAGCCAUUGAUCAGAGGUUCAGCAGAUCGGCUGUUAUUACAGCCACUGAUCGGGUAUUCAGCACUCCGGAAGGAGCUCCUAUUCAAUCCACUGAUCGGAGAGUCAGCACCCUGGGCAAGGAUCCUAUUCCAUUCACUGAUCGGAGAGUCAGCACCCUGGACAGGGAUCCCGUUCCAUCCACUGAUCGGAGAGUCAGCACCCUGGACAAGGAUCCUGUUCCAUCCACUGAUCGGAGAGUCAGCAGCUUGGACAGCUCUGCUGUUAUCUAUACUAAGCGGAGAUUCAGCGCUUCUGCUACGACCAGCCAUAGAGGAUUCAGCACCUUGGACAGCAUUCCAAUUGAUGUCAGUGAUAGAGGAUUCAACACCUCGGACAGCGCUCCCAUUAGAGACUUCAGCACCCCGGACAGCGCUCCCAUUGGGGUCAGGGAUAGAAGAUUCAGCACCUCGGACAGUGAUCCCAUUGAGGGUAGUGAUAGAGAAUUCAGCACCCCGGACAGCGCUCCCAUAGGGGUCAGUGAUAAAAGAUUCAGCACCUCAGACAGAGCUCCCACUGGGGUCAGUGAUAGAGAGUUCAGCACCUUAGACAGCACUCCCAUUAAAGGUUUCAGCACUUCGGACAACGCUCCUUUUACCGGUGGUUAUCCAAGUUUUAGCACCUCGGACAUCGCUUCUGCUCCAUCCUCUAGUAACAGCAUUCCCAUUACACCGACUCACCAUAAAACCAGCACCUUCGACAACGCUCCGAUUGCAUCCUCUGACCGGAGGAUCAGUCCUCCAGACUAUUACCACGGCACCAUCCUGUCUAGUAAUUUAAUAGAUCACCCUUCACUCCGAGGAUCGGGUAAUCAGCAGCCUCAUCUCACGGAUGGUCAAACUUCCAGAGUCAACGCUGACAGCAUAGCGACAUCCAGCUUGACUCCUUCACCCGAGGACUCGAGCAUAGCUGGGUUUGUGUCUUACGGAGUUUCCGAUCAAAGCUACCAGGAGGCUGUACACACUGGUAUAGAUCCUAUAAGAGAGCAGACUAGGAUCCCAGUAGUAAGUUCUGGGGAGGUCGGUAGACUUUCGGAUUUUCCAGGCAAUGAAAUGCGCUCACCCCUGCGUGAUGUAAAUAUCUGGGACAGAGCUCCCCUGGCUGCCACUGAAAUGAUCCCAGAAUCUCAUACCGGAUAUUUGGAGAGGGAACCUCAGGAGUCCAGCACUACAGACGAUGAGAUGAAUCGAAGAAUAUCGGUGAAUAGUACAGUUGAAUAUGGGGACAAAAGGCUGCCUCAGGCAAUUAUUAUUGGGGUGAAAAAAGGAGGCACCCGAGCUUUGCUUGAAGCACUAAGAGCCCAUCCUGAUGUCAGGGCUGUUGGUGUAGAGCCCCACUUUUUUGACAGGAACUACGAUAAAGGGCUGGAGUGGUACCGAGAUCUGAUGCCAAGAACGAUAGAAGGGCAGAUUACGAUGGAGAAGACACCCAGUUAUUUUGUUACCAAUGAGGCUCCACAGCGAAUCUAUUCAAUGGCCAAAGACACAAAACUUAUUGUGGUGGUCAGGAACCCAGUUACUCGUGCCAUAUCUGAUUAUACUCAGACUCUUUCCAAAAAACCAGAAAUACCAACAUUUGAGGUCCUUGCCUUCAAAAACAGGACCCUGGGAUUGAUUGAUGCUAGUUGGAGUGCACUGCGGAUAGGCAUCUAUGCUUUGCAUCUAGAAAGCUGGAUGCAAUUCUUUCCCCUUUCCCAGAUACUUUUUGUGAGUGGAGAGCGUCUCAUUACCAACCCAGCAGAAGAGCUGGCCAAAGUCCAAGACUUCUUGGGUCUCCAACGGAUUAUCACAGAUAAAUAUUUUUAUUUCAAUAAAACCAAAGGCUUCCCAUGCCUGAAGAAGCCAGAAGAUACAGGAGCUCCCAGGUGCUUGGGAAAAUCUAAGGGUCGGACUCAUCCCAAAAUUGACCCAGACGUCAUCCAGCGCUUGAGGAAAUUUUACAAACCUUUCAAUACUAUGUUCUACCAAAUGACAGGCCAAGACUUCCAGUGGGAAAAAGAAGAAUUAGAAGGUUAAAAUGGGCACAUGGGAUCAUCACAAAUUAAAAAAAAAAUAGAGGGAUACCUAAAGACUUGUCAGUGUACAGAAAAUAUUUACCAUUUUGCCAAAAAAAAAAGUGUAAAAAAAAUGGUUCUAGUUUCUAUAACGAAACAGUGCAUUCUUUUGAAUGGUGAUACAGGUAAAUCACUCACAUCCCAUACAUUUUUAAUGUAAAAAAAAUACA
Messenger RNA from Nanorana parkeri, 3103 nucleotides. RefSeq lists its product as uncharacterized. The record is from RefSeq and is a predicted model, not a curated record. Gene Ontology annotation, molecular function: [heparan sulfate]-glucosamine 3-sulfotransferase activity. The coding region runs from base 121 to 2895 and encodes 924 amino acids. The transcript has 2 exons. Lineage: Eukaryota; Metazoa; Chordata; Amphibia; Anura; Dicroglossidae.